GAAACACUUAAACAUGAAACUUUCCACAUUUGCAAAGCUAUUGGCUCUGCUUGUGUUGACUACCAGUGUUUGCUGCCAAGAUGACCGCGACCAUGACACAAGAGACGAAUUGGACAAACAAGUAGAGAAAACUGUGAAAAAUGCUGCGAAGACAGUCUGUCAAGUACGUCGAGUUGUUAGUUUAAGUUAAAAAAAAAUUAUUAGGCCAUCCAUUUGCAAUUUUCUGGUUAAAGUUAGCAUAUUAAGUUGGAGCUGGAUUAAGCUUAAAGCUGUUAUGUAAUUUGUCAUACCUUAAAAUAAAAUUAUAAUAUAAUUUAAAUAAAAUUAAAAGAGUUACUUGUUAAGUCGACACAGAAAUCAUGUUUUGCUCUGACAUCUUGUUGGGGAAAUAUGGACAUAAAAAUUACAUGACGAAUAUAUGUCUACAAAGAAGUACUAAGGACGGGAAAGAGUUUAAUAAUUCUAAAUAUCAAACGACGUGCUAAGAAAUGGUUGAUGGACUACGAUCCAAUAAAGAGUUGAAAAGGAAAUGAAGAAGAACGUGGACAUUAUUUAAGAUUUCGUUAUUUUUAGAUGGUCAUUCAAUUAGCUUUUAUUUUCUCUCUCAUGCCCACUAGCAUUGUUAUUAUGUUCAUUGCAGGAAUUUUGUCCUGAAGAAACUGACUUAUCAUUGUUAUUAUGUUCAUUGUAGGAAUUUUCUCCUGAAGAAACUGACCAGCCUGAUCCUCAACUCACAAAACGGGGAUUUUUUAAGAAAGUUUGGAAAAGUGUUAAAAAUGCGGCUGUUCUGUACGCUGUUGGUAAGAUUGUUGUAGGCGCUCUUGGGAAGAGAGACCAAAAACCAUGGACAAAUGUAAGAAUUUAAAUAAAACACAAAAAUCAAUUUAUAUUUGAAGGCAAAUAAAAAAUAAAUUAACAUUUUAUUUUAAAAGUAAAAGGACAAUAAACUAUUUUUGUUUAAAUCUGAGAGGCUCUAAAAAUCAAACUUGUCUUUACUCUUUCCAAGCUGAACAGUACAGACCCAGAACGGAGGCGCCCCUCGAUCAAUCGAUGGUGGAAAGACAGGGAAGAAAUUGUCAGAACAGUGAGAAAACUGCAAAAUGAUGGGUCUCAAACAGAUAUCUGUGAACCAGAGAGUCAGAAGAGGAUUGAGAAACUGGAGCGGGCUAUUGAAAUCCUGGGGAAGACAAUGCACGUACUGCAGAAGUUGAAGAAAUGCAAUUAGCCUAGGAAAAGUUCGUGACCUCAAAACAAAACCAGGCUUCUGAGCAUCCAGCCUUGAUUCUUAACAAACAGAUUUGAGAACAUUUUAUUUUUUCUUUGUGAC
Lymnaea stagnalis (great pond snail) is the source of this 1327-nucleotide messenger RNA. Lineage: Eukaryota; Metazoa; Mollusca; Gastropoda; Lymnaeidae. The record is from the annotation of a GenBank genome assembly.